Triplophysa dalaica is the source of this 1935-nucleotide messenger RNA. RefSeq names its product gsk3b interacting protein (gene gskip). Gene Ontology annotation, biological process: regulation of canonical Wnt signaling pathway. The transcript has 3 exons. The coding region runs from base 207 to 635 and encodes 142 amino acids. Gene Ontology annotation, molecular function: protein kinase A binding; kinase regulator activity. Gene Ontology annotation, cellular component: cytoplasm. The record is from RefSeq and is a predicted model, not a curated record. NCBI's taxonomy places the organism in Eukaryota, Metazoa, Chordata, Actinopteri, Cypriniformes, Nemacheilidae.
ACCUACUGACAAAGCUUUAGUUAAUAUUCUUACUUUAUUUACUGAAUGUCGGUGGAUUUCCUUGAGAGCAAAAAAAUAUUUACAUUUAGUUUAAUUUAUGUUUAGUCAAUACAAACGUUUAGAAAUUCGAAUGGUACGAAUUGGACGUUUUUCACGAGCAAAGCUCCAAUAAGAAUCCAGUCAUUUUCCAUGUGUAUUUCGUAGCAAUGCUUGUGAAUAAUGCAGUAACGGGGAUGGAAGUGGAUUGUAAACCAGAGGACCUGUUGAAGUGUUCCUAUGAAGAACGCUGUGUUGAGCUGGGAGAUGUUAAAGACAUGAGGCUGGAAGCUGAGGCUGUGGUCAAUGAUGUGCUCUUUGCAGUCACAGACAUGCACGUCUCUCACAGUCUUACCAGUGGAGUAGAUGUGGCGCAUAUAAACGUUGAAACCAGAGAGGGAAACCGGUAUUACUUGGAGCUCACCGAGGCUGGGUUGAGGGUGGUGGGACACGCCUUUGAUCAGGUGGAUGAAGGUUUGAGCACCCAGUAUCAUGAGACUGUUUACUCACUGUUGGAUUCCCUGAGCCCUGGUUACAGAGAAGCGUUUGGAAAUGCUUUGCUUCAAAGACUAGAGAGGCUUAAACAAAAUGGACAGUGAGGGGAUCAGUAUCACUUAACCAUUUGUGCUCGCUCAAAGUUAAACCAAGUCCUGUGCUGCCCUCUGCCUGAAGUGUCAGUGAUACUUACUAUUUUUAACCAGUUGUUUGUUUUAACAAAACAUCUUGUGAUUACUUGGAACAUGAUGCGCUUGUGAUGUUUUGAAACAUGACUGUUUCAUUUAAAGAAGUAUUAUUGGAGGCAGUGCUGUAACACAUGAAGGGCCCAGAUUAAUACUUUGCGUUCAUUUUCAUGGUAAAAUAUUUGGGAUUUUGUCAUUGAAACCAAUAUAUUUUGUGUUCACAUGAAGGUGCACUGACUUUGAUGUUAUUGGGCCCAAUUAAGUAUUAAGUACUAUCUCCAUACUGUACUUCCAUCAUUGGUGAAUGGCAUUGUUCCGUAUUGUCAUUAAAAAGUUAUCAGUUGCCUUACUACUAAAUUCACAUUUUAAAGUUUGAGCUGCACUGGGUUAAGGAUCAAUUGGUUUGAAAACUUUAAAAUGACAAUUUAUUCAGUAUCUUACCUUCCCCUGCUCGAUAUUGCUGUUAUAUAAAUGUUAAAAUGUGUUAAAUCAGCAGAAAGUACUGAAAAGCCAAAAUUGAUGAAUGAUGGUUAAAUCCAUUUUCAAAUCCUCUGGAAAAAAUUUUGAUCUUUUUCCUUAAAUCAGUCCCAAGCAUAAACGAUGGUGCAUUUUAGCACUAAAGCAGUACUGGCAACACCCCCCUUUCUAUAGUAAAGACUGAAAUUCUCAUGGUUGAUUAAACAUAUCACACAAUAUGUAAUCUGAAUAGUGCCAUUUAUAAGUGUGUUUAAAAAAUGUUUUUGGGAUGAAAUGAUAAGCUUUAUAUAUUGCAUAGAAUUGCACUACAUGAAAUAAGGUAGCCAUUUUCUGACUUGUUUAGAAGGGCUUAAGUAUUUCGCAAAGGUUACUUUCAAUGCCCUUUUUGUUUUCAUCUCCCUUUAAUUCGUAGCAGAGAGCAUACAACUUUAAUCAUCAUUAAAUGCAUCAAUUCAGAAAGUUCUGGAAUGAUGGGUUUCUACCUCGUAUUGGGUUUUCAAAUUUUAGGCCAUUUACUUUUGCACGUCAGCUGGUUUUGGAUAAGCAAAGGAUGGUGGAAUGCUACUUCAAAAAUAUGCCAGUUUUAAACAAGCCUGUUAAUAAUUUUCUUAAUUUCUAUAAACAUCAAAGAUAACUCGUAUAAAUUUGUGUUUUGUUGGCUAAUAUGGCACAAAUACCUUGUACCUGAAGACAGUUGCUUGCUUUUGUUUCAUUAUAAUAAAAAGCACACUUUAAAAUGUUA